Spodoptera littoralis (African cotton leafworm) is the source of this 1791-nucleotide messenger RNA. The record is from the annotation of a GenBank genome assembly. NCBI's taxonomy places the organism in Eukaryota, Metazoa, Arthropoda, Insecta, Lepidoptera, Noctuidae.
AUGAAGUAUCUCUCUAUUAUAUUACUGCUUUCUUGCCUCGGAUUUUCCGUGCAGAAAUCCACCCCUCAAGAUGACCACUACGUAGGAGCUGUGGUGGAGUACACAGUUACUGGGAAUGUGGCGACGAACCUCUUAAACUACGCCAAUCUUAUUAAGACAGCUGCUGAUCAGGGUGCUGAUAUUGUGGUGUUCCCAGAACUAACGCUCACCAAUGGCUCGACUACCUUCGAAGUGCCGAUAUAUGGCAACUUACGAGACCACCCUGUCCCGGCUCUGAGUCCUGCUUUGUAUGAUGAGUUCAUGGUCACGAUAUCAAACGCUGCGCGUCAAAAUGACAUCUAUGUGGUAAUCAACGGUCGUGAGCUGUUGGACUGCACAGUACAGCAAGCAGUAGGCGAGUACUGCCCGGAGGCGAAGCAGUACAUCUUCAAUACCAACGUCGUCUUUGACAGGACUGGCAAGGUCAUCAACAGAUUCCGCAAGAUCAACUUAUUCGGUGAAUUUGCUCAUACGCCUGCAUUGAAUCCGGACCUAGGAGUAUUUGAUACUGACUUCGGCGUCACCUUUGGCCACUUCAUCUGCUUCGAUCUGAUGUUCCAAGUACCAGCCGUACAGGUCGUGCAGAAGAGUAAAGUCAAGAAUGUCAUUUUCCCCACUAUGUGGUUCUCUGAGCUGCCAUAUUUGACAGCUGUGCAAAUCCAAGAGGCGUACGCUUAUUCCCUUGAUGUGAACUUCUUAGGAGCUGGAGCUAACAAUGUCAGGGUUGGCAGUGCAGGUUCCGGAAUAUAUUCCGGAAAGGCGGGUGCCCUAAUCAGUAUCAUGCCUGGUUUACCCACCACUAAAGUGCUCGUAGCUAAAGUGCCCAAAGUUCCUGGUCAAGUUACAGAGCCUUACCCAGGCCCCAUUUACGAUGACCCAGCAAACCACGAUAACUUGAAACUAAUCGUAGAUCCUUCCUUACCGUCCCACGUCAGCAGACUGCUGGAACUGGGCUCGCAGGAGUUCACCUUGGUGGAUAAAGACGUAUCUUGCACCUUCAGGGUCACUCUCGCCCAGAGGGAAGGCAACACGCACUACAGAUAUAGAGCGGGAGUUUUCAGUGGAGUACGCUCCUACUCUGGCGUAGCAACAGGCGGUGUUAGAAUUUGCGGCAUCUACGCAUGUACUGAUGAGAACAGAAGAACAUGUGGAGACAGGUUGCCAACCUAUGUAGCAAAUACGACAGGCAUUUUCGAGGAGCUCGUAAUCACAGCAACUUUGCCAACACCAGUUCUAGUCUCCUCCCUUGACACAGACGACUCCAUAGUCUACCCCGUAUCAUCAAAGGUCACCGUUAUGCCUUUAGAAUCAAAGGACUUCACCUACACCAAGGUCCAACAGAGUGACGUCACAGUACAUACAAUGACGUUGACAAACAAAAUGGCAGAACUAUACACGUUUGCUAUUUGGGGUAGACGUUUCGCUACUGAUGGACAGGAGGCAGACCCUCCAUUGCCUGAUGAGCUGGGAGAUGUGACUCCUGAACCUGCAACCCCGACUACGCCUGCUCCUGAAACCACGCUUGGUCCCGAAACCACGCCUGGUCCCGAAACCACGCUUGUUCCCGAAACUACGCCUGGUCCCGAAACCACGCCUGGUCCCGAAACCACGUCUGGUCCCGAAACCACGCCUGGUCCCGAAACCACUACGCUUGAUACCGAACCUACGCCUGCUCCUGGUGCGUCUACUGUUCAUCUUCUGAGUAAAUUUCUGUUCGCAACUUUAGUGGCUUUCGUCUGCUUCAGUGUUUAA